Molecule: messenger RNA, 1980 nt
Organism: Eleginops maclovinus (Patagonian blennie)
Lineage: Eukaryota; Metazoa; Chordata; Actinopteri; Perciformes; Eleginopidae
Gene: plcxd2
Product: phosphatidylinositol-specific phospholipase C, X domain containing 2
Exons: 8
Coding region: 258-1229 (323 amino acids)
Biological process (GO): lipid metabolic process
Molecular function (GO): phosphoric diester hydrolase activity
Source: RefSeq, a predicted model, not a curated record
ACUGCGCGCCUCAAAAGCGCAAUAGCCUAUCUUUAAAGAAACGCUGCGAAUGGACGGAUCAUACUCAACCCGGUUCAAGGUGGACAGCAUUUUAGAGCGUAGCUAUAUGUAGAUAAACUGUGACAUUACAAGAUGGUCCACGGGAGUGUUUAUCUAUUGGGAGCAAAAUGGAAUCCCUUGCCAGGAUUGCAUCUGCACCAGAGAGCGGUUUCAUGGAGGUUUUCUUGUUUGUUAGUUUUUAAUUUACUGAUUCUGUCAUGAAGACCCGACCUGCAGGGAUUGGCAAUGUCAAUGCCGACUGGAUGGGUUCUUUGCCCCCCAAGCUCAGUGCCAUGCCCCUCAAACACAUUGCUGUGCCAGGGUCUCAUGAUUCCUUUACCUACUGGGUGGAUGUGCAUGCUCCUGUGGGCCCGGACCAGAAGGCCUUUGUCAAGUACCUGGCCACCAUGUUCAGCGUAUUAGCCAAGAAAGUCAUGGUGAAGUGGGCCAUGACCCAGAAUCUCACAUUUAAAGAGCAGCUGGAAGCAGGAAUCCGAUACUUUGAUCUACGAGUCUCCUCCAAGCCAAGGGAGUCUGGAAAGGAGAUCUACUUCAUCCAUGGUCUGUUUGGCCACAAGGUGAGCGAAGGCUUGUUGGAAAUCAACUCCUUCUUAAGCAAACACAGGAAAGAGGUAGUGUUUCUAGACUUCAACCACUACUAUGCGAUGGGCACAGAGCAUCAUGUGUACCUCCUCACCAUGCUGCAGGAAGUGUUUGGCAGCAAGCUUUGUAGCAUGUGUGCAGUGGACAGCAUCACUCUGGACUACCUGUGGCAGAAAAAGUACCAGGUGAUUGUGUUCUACCAUCAUCCAUCAGCUCAGGGCAUCCCAGUCAUGUGGCCUGGUAACAAGAUCCCCGCUCCCUGGGCCAACACCACCGAACCCAACAAGCUCACACAGUUCCUGGAAACUACACUGAAGGACAGAUCAAAACAUGGCUCCUUCCACGUGUCUCAGGCCAUCCUCACACCCAGGGUCAACACUGUGGCCAAGGGGCUGCUUUGGGGACUCCGCAACUACCUGGUGGAGAGGAACCUUCCCACCAUCAUAUCCUGGGUGGAGGCUCAGAGGCCGGGGCUGGACGGGGUCAACAUCAUCACCUCGGACUUUGUGGAGCUCACAGACUUCGCAAACAUUGUCAUCAAACUCAACAACCUUCUGCUGUCUGAACAGGAGCAAAAACACAGAUGACAGAUGUUUGCACGACAGGACAAAUAUGUGCUUACCCACAGCGUAUUGGAGGUUAGAGGUUGGAUGGCAGAUUUUUCCAAAAACACUGUUGGAUAAGGAUGUUUUACAUAAUGCUGGAGGAGUUUCUUACACCCUUGAAAUGACCAUUUUCUAUGUCAAUUCAUCACCAUAGGUUCACCAAAACACAUCUCUGGCUUCAUUUCUCGAAACCUUUUCCCUUUUUGUGGGAAAACUGGAAGUAUACCACAUUGGUACUAUCUAAUGGCAUGGCACAGGUCACCCUCCAGAAACAGAGUCACGGCUACCUGUGACCUGGACAUUAUUCAUAAGAUCAAUUAUGAUCAUAUGAAUCAGUAAUUUUAUUUCUUUUUGUUUUUACUUUUCUGUAUAUGUAAUUGAUUUUCUUUAAUCAUGGAUCCUUUAUUGUGUAAAUGUUGUGCUUUUUUAAAAUACUAUAUGGAUAGGUAUAUUGAAAGUCUUUACAGAAUAUUAGUAAGUUAUUUUAAAGAAUUGUUAAAAAAAUAUUCAAAGUAAUCGUCCGCCGUUGUUCAGUGAGCUAAAGUUAGCUUUUUAACUACGCACUUGGCGGUUUUCCAAUCAGGGAAAGUACAGGUUCUAUUUGUUUUUAUUUUUCUCUAUGUUAAGCAAAGUCACACGUCGUAAAAAGCAGCCCACUGUGCCAACAUCUUCUCAAUACUGUUAGGCUUUUUCCUAGAGAUGCAAAUAGUUGCACCUUUAUGGGGGAUUGCAG